Messenger RNA from Vidua macroura (Pin-tailed whydah), 6137 nucleotides. Its product is annotated as transmembrane protein 263-like. Lineage: Eukaryota; Metazoa; Chordata; Aves; Passeriformes; Viduidae. The record is from RefSeq and is a predicted model, not a curated record. The transcript has 6 exons. Bases 1144 to 1500 code for a protein of 118 amino acids.
UCCCCGGGACGGGGGCUCGGCUGGGCCGCGGCGGCUCCCGAUGGCUGCGGGGGUGGGGGGGCGAGGGGAGGAGGCCGGGCCCGGCGGUAACCGGGGGCGGGAGGUGGUGGUGGCCGUGCACGCUCGUAACCAAGUACACAACUUCCAGAAGCUUCCAACUUCGCGUGGGAUGUGGUGUCGCUUCUUGGGUCCGUCUCCCUGGAAAGAAUCCCCUCUUCUCUCCGUGAAAACCCGGCUCGUUUCCUGCGGCGCUGAGACGGGAAGGGAGUAGCGUGGGAGCCGGGGGAGGCUGCCUGCCCCUGGCCCCGCUGCCCUUCUAGGCGGUUGUCUCCACGGAGAAGUUGCCCUCCUUCCCGGGCAUCUUCCCUCAUGCACAGCAUCUCGUGCGCGGCGUCGCUCCCCGGCGGCCGUGGGGUUCGUGCCUUGGUGUGCGGCCGGCGCUGCUCCGGUGCUCACCUGUGCUGCUGCUCUCGCAGGCCCUUCCCUUAGCCUGGGGGAGAUCUUCGCCUUUCUCCGUAGUUUGCUGUGGAAAACUGUUAGAAUAGAGAAUGUCUAACCUGAGCCGGCUAUUGGUGUGAGUGCUGAGGCUGGCUGGACUAUAGAGGUAGUAAUAUAUAACACUCAGGUGUGAGGUUGUAUCUUCUGUGGUGUUGGUUAGGAGUCAGUAAUGGUGUUGUAAUGCUUUUUCUUCACUUUAUGUUGUCAUAUCUCUUUAAUUUUCAGGUGUAUGACUUUUGAAGGGUUUUCUCUCAUUAAUCAGUCUGAAACUUGAGGCACACCAAGCAUUCCCUGUCUCCUGAAUUUGUCUAGCAGUAAAAUAAAAAAUGUAUUAGCUAGGUUGUCAGCUCUUUGAGGCAGAAACUGUUUAGGUCUGUACCAAUCCUGAUGGAGAAAUUUGGCUCAGGCCUUCCUCCAAGCCUCUGAGUCAAUAUUUGUUAGUUCCAAUAGUGUAGGAUAAUAAAAGGAGUUGCUUCAAGUUUCUUCUAGUCCUAAACGUGGUCUAGUGUUGCUGUGCCACUCCUUGUGUCCACUCGAGGACUCCCGGCUCGCUCCGGCACAGCGGAUGGCGGGGGACACUCUCCCGUGCCUCGGGAAGGCAGCUAAGGCUUUUGGCCUUGCGGGGGCCCUACCUUAGAAACACAGAUGGUGGAUGAUGAAACUGAGACUGCAGGUGAAGAAUUGCCUCCUCAUCUGCGGGAAGAGCCUCCCGAAGAUGCCAGCAAGGACCACCCACAGCAGCAGGCAGGAGUCAUCUGGAGAGUGACAGGCGGCCUAUUCAGUAUCACCCGGGGAGCUGUGGGGGCCACACUGGGAGGAGUUGCCUGGGUGGGCAGCAAGAGUCUGGAGCUCACCAAAACAGCUGUGACCAGUGUCCCCGCUGCUGGCGUUGGACUGGUGAAGGGCAGCGUCUCAGCAGUGACCGGCGGCGUCGGAGCUGUGGGCAGCGCGGUCGCCAGCAAAGUCCCUUUCACUGCAAAGAAGAAGGACAAGGCUGACUAAUCCCUGUCACAGCUCCCUUCCAAAAGAUCAACCUGCCCAUACUGUCCCCCUACCCAGCACCUCUUUGAGUUGGAACCAGCCGCUUCAGGGAGGGUCGAGCACCCGAGCAGACUCUGGCUGCAGCCUGCUCAGCACUGCCUGCCUAGCUCAGAGCUCACAGAGCCACUGUCAAUGCCUUUCACUCCCAUCACCUACUGGGAACCAUCUUUACUCUGGGGACUUUAAAGGUGUGGUUGUCUCUGUCUUGUAGUUUCCUUCCUCCCUUCUUGUUCUUGUAAGCAUGGAGGGAUGGGAGAAAGCAUCAGGCUCCAUCUGCCUGGAGGUGAAGGGAGUAACAGGGUAUGGAGGGGAACUAUGCCUGGUUUGAAGUGUGGGUUGUGUGGUCAAAUUCAACUUCAGCUGGAAAGAUAGCCUCUGAAACACCCCUUCCCUCUGUAAGGUGUGUUUGGGAGGUGUGCCUAGUAGAGAACUGCAGAAGUCCCAUCGACACAAAGGAGAAAUACUGUGAAGAGGGGGAAGCCUCCCUCCUGCCCUGUACCUCUUACCUUUUCUUUGCAGGGCCCAUCCCCACAAGCUGCUCCCAGUCACUUACUCCCCAGCUGAAUUGAACCCUUCAGAGAGGGAACCCUCAAGCUCAGCAGAGCAGCUCUGGGGUGAUGCCUCACUAGGGCAUGAUACAUCCCAGACCAUCAAGUUCUGCACAAAUUUUCUUGGUGGGAGGGAGGAAUAUGAAAGCUGCUGUAUGUUCCCAUUUGGGGAAGGAGCUGACAGUGUCACUUGCCAGGCCUCUGUGAUAUUGCAGUACAGGCAGUGAUGUUCCACAGAGAGACCAGGCCUUUUGUUUGACCCUUGAAGUCCUUCCAGUAUCCCACUCCGUAACAAGGGCAUUUCAUCUCUUGGCCACACUCACGCUCCACAGACAUCACUAGUAACCAGGAGCAAGUGUGUUCCCAAAUGCCACCCAAAUUCUGCUGCAGGGAUGGAGGGGAAGCUGAGAGUCUUGCUCUCCCCACGACUCAGCACCCUGGGAGUGAAGGCCUGGGUGUGAGUGGGCUGCACCAUGUUGGAGAACACUUCCCAAGGUGCUGAGCGUGCUCCAACAGCAGUUAGCCUGCAAAGGGCACCAGCAACUCCUCUUCUGCACGCUGCUCCUGCGGCCCCAGCCGGGUUCCUCUGAAUGACCACGCUGCACUACAUAGCCCACCCAUAGUCGUAAGGCUGCAGAAACCCAGACACCUGCAUCCAUCUGGGAGUCACAGCCAUCCUCAGCCUGGCCUGUGAUGCUCAAGGGGCCAUGUGGCAUCGUACACACACAUACAAACAUGCACUCACUCACUCCCUCCAAGGUCCCCUGUAAUUCUUGGGAUGAGGAAAGCCACAGGCUCCAGCAUUAACUCUGCUGCUUCUGGCUUUGGCAGGUGAUUUGCCUAGGUCUGUAGGUGUUGGAUGCUUUGGCAGGUGAUUUGCCUAGGUCUGUAGGUGUUGGAUGCUUUGGCAGGUGAUUUGCCUAGGUCUGUAGGUGUUGGAUGCAUAGGCUUGUGCUGUAUUUUAUAAACAUGCAUCUGUGUUAGCGUGCGUGUGUACGUGUAAGUCCACAGGCAUGUCUUCAGCCAGGGAAAUAAACCUGUGCCACUGCCGCAGAGGAGUUCACACAGUCAUCUUUGGCACUUUCAGCAUACAGUUUUUAUAUAGGGUCCUGGUCAAAAGAAAAAUCAUGUUUUAGAGGAUGUUUUGCCCUCUGUUGCCCAAGAGCAUCGUUUAUUGAAACCAAAGGAAUGUGAAAAAUCCCCUUUCUCCUGUCUGUGCUGUUUGUUUUCUCUCAGCCGUAUCUUUUGGACAUUGAAUCCAACUUUCUUGAUUUUCAUUUCCCCUUGGAGGUCGUUGCACUUCCUGACUGCUCUCUCGUGCUUAGGACUUAGACAUCAGGGAAUAUUUAAGUACAACACACAUACACCCCCGCCACCAUUUUUGCUGAAUGUUCUUGAGCUUGUGAUGCAGUUUUUGUUCUGACCUUUAUUAAAUACACAUUUUGGGAUGUAUGUUGCUGUGUCCCCCUGAUAAUCAUGCUGGUGUUAGUCACUCUCCAUACCCUUUGCUAGGUAGCCCCUCCUGUUUGCAGUGGUAAGAAGCUGCUGAUCUCCACAGUUUGCUACUCUUGAUAGCAUGAGAAAGGUUUGACUUACAUUUUUGUUUCUGAAGAGGAAGCAGCAUUUGGUAGGUGUGUGCAUUUCCUCACUUCGUGCCCUUUGUUCUGGUGAAGGCCAAGUUGACCCUGACAUGCCAGUUUUGUCUCUGAAGGCAGUGACUUCACAGAAAGAUCAGGCCUUGAUGUGUGCCUGUACUUUGCUGGGAUGCUCGUGGCAGUUGUCAAGGCCAGAAGAAGUCUUGUCUGUUCUCCCUUUGUCUCAAACGCCCUGCAAAGCUGGAGGACAGUUUGCGCUGCACAGAUCUCUGCUCACUGCUCUCCCUGAGCACAACUCAUCUCUUAUUCCAGAUCACAGACUGCCUCUGAAGCGAGCUCUAGCCCCAAAGCUGAAAGCUGCUUCUGUGUAACUAGCUGUGUUGUCACCAACCCUCUGAGAAAGAUAGCUUCUGGCCAAUUGGGACAGAAGAGUCUUUUUCCUAAAUGUCUAUCCCAGGCCUUGGACAGGAGAAGAUAGAAUCUAAGAACCUUCAGCAGCCAGCCCUGGGUGGGUGGUGGGAGGCUGAUUGUGCUUUUGGCUAAAUAGUGUCUCACACGGGCUCUUGCUGGGGGAGGCAGUACAUCCUGCCCAAGCUGUUGUCUGCAGGCCCUGUGUGUGUACAGAGCAGGUGUGGCAAAUGGGAUAAAGGCGAUGUAAGGAAGGCCACUGGGGCCCUGAGGGUUUCCCAUCUUUCUGUUUCUUCUCUACUGUGCAUCCUUGCAGGAAAUAGAGGAAAGCCUGUCAUUUGUCUGGAACUGCCAUUUCCUUGCAGGAUGGCCUGGAGAAGAAGAGAUGAGCUGGAGAGGAGAACUCACAGCUGAAAUCGCUGUUCUUACAGCCCAGCUAAAGGACAGCUCAGGGACCAUGAGUAGCAACAGAUCAAAUUAGCAGGCAGGGGUAGAAGAUUAAAUCUACUCCAAAAACAAGGCCUCACACUGCUAAACAGGCAUUCAGGAAUAAGUAACUCUCCAGGACUCAAAGGCUUUAAGAAAGCCUGUGCUAGGCCUGCUCAGUUGCCCAUGGUGACCCAGUCCCAGCCCGCUCUUCUGGGCAUUUACAGUGCCAGAGCAGAGGGAAAACGGGUCAGUCUUCCCAGUCUACAAGUAAAGAUGCCUUCUGACAACUUUGGUUGCAGGACAGUGGGAUCUGGAUUGGAUGGGGAAGCUGUUGGCUCUUGUCAGAUGCUCUAUCUUUCCCCCUCCAGCCACCUGGGCUACUGGUGUAGCCCUUCUCUCACUGCCCAUUCAUGGUACGAAGGGCAAAAACAGUGUUGUGCAUAAAUCCCAUGGCUACCAGAUCGGGUAGCUUGGUACAAAGUAAGAGGGGGUGGUAUCGGGUAAGAGGGGGUAGAGGGAAGGAUUAAAGAGAGUUGAUACACAGAAGAUGAGGAGAGAGUGGUGUGACAGAAGGAGUUGAGGAGUGAGGCAACAAGAAAAUGAGGACCAUGGAAAAAAUUUGUUUCUUAGGACAGGCUUUGAAUCAGAAGAUGAGUGCAAUGGAGUUUGUCCUAGGGAAGAGCACAGAAAGGGGAGUGGGUCAGUGUGGGUUUUGGUGUGUGGUGGUGGUACAUGCCUGGCUUGUGCCCUGCUUCCAUAGUAAUGAUGAUUGCUAGCAAUUUUCAUUUAGGCAGAUCAGUGGAUGGUUGAAGCAUCAGACCAGCUUCCUUCUUAUCACCCACCCUUCCCAAAUCUCUCCUGUGAUCUCCCCAUGAUGGGGCUGGGUCUCCCCCAUGGUGGAGAUGGGAUGUGACCCUGUUUGCAGCCCUGUGUCCCACCUUGCCUGGCUGUUCCCUGUGCCCAACAAACAUGUCCUAGCUGAAAGGAGACCCACAGGUGCAUCCUCUCCUCCCUUUUCCCUGACCUGUCUCAUUGUCCUUAACUUUUUUAUCCCUCCCUUAGCUUUCAGUCUUGCCCAUGGAUAGAGCUCCCCACAGCUUUUGCUGAGACCUUUGUUAAACAUCCACACUCACAUUGUCUGGGAGACCAGAGGGUGAUUGCCUCUACAGCUCCCCUGGCUGGGAGAGAAUUGCAUGUCUUCCACCCCUCUCUGUUCCCUUGUGUCUUGCGUGUGGAAAAUCUUAACCCACUUCUUUUUCUCUGGGUUCCCUUGUUGGCUCUUAUCCCUGUGGGUGGGUCAUUUCUGUAUCUCCAUUGCAAAGUCAUCUUGUUAAAACAACAGCACGAGUGGGAAUAUGGAGAUGGUUAGAGAGAGCCGAGAGCCAGGGCCCAGCUCUGCUUCUGUAGGAGCUGAGGAGGCCUUCGGCAACCCAAAACUGCGGCCAUGCGGUCCUGUGCACAGUGCUGGGCUCCAGAGAACACUUUUGUUCUUUAUCAUUUCGUUGUCUGUAAUUGGUUUCCUACUAAAUUUGUUUGCUUGGUUUGUUUUGCAGUGUGUUUCCGGGAAUAUUCUGCAUCUCUGUAUUUUAAUUACAGUAAAAUUUGAGGAUAAAAACCA